AUGGCCAUUCACAAGCUCCUGUUGAAGGUCGUCCUACUCCGUUGUGACCCAUACCAUUUUGUCCUGACAGAUAUUACCAGCAGCCUUGUCAGCAUUGACAUUGGGAAAUGUCAUUCUCACUGUGGUAACCGUCAGAGAUCAGAAAACUACAACUCCGAAUUUCUAGGAUUUCCUACGCAUUUCUCAGUGCUGGAACAACUCCAAGCUAACGAGCUAGUGCAGGUGAGAGUCGAGGGGGUUUUGCUGCUUAAUGGAGUCCGAGAGCUGGAGGUGGUUGGAGAGUGUCAGUGCAAUACCAGACCGACGGCAUGCGUUCAAUCACUCCUUCUGAAAACAUAUUCACCUGACAGUCCACUAGAGGUCACUGUAGAUGUGGGCAAGUGCUCCAACCCAAGAGCUUCAGUUAUUUCCCUGCAUUGGUUAGCUAUUAGUGAACGAAUAAAGAAUGGCCUUGAGACGUUUCCAAGCAUUUACGGGCACCAUAGGAAAGAUAAGAGCCAAUUUGCUGGGGACAGUUCCAGUCCCCAGGUCAGCAUGUAUGCAAGAAGUGUAACCAGCUACCGCUCCCGGAAGCUCGAGUUUCAGAGCUGGAGCAGUGGCUGGGGACACUGUGGAGCAUCCGCAAGGCAGACAGUAUCGUGGAUAGCACGUGGCUUGGGAUGUGUACCCACCAAAUUUGAAACAGUUGUGUUGGAGAAUCCGAAUGGAUUAGAGCUUAUUCAAACUGUGGAAUUGUGUGAGGUGAGACAGAACUGUUCCAGACUGCCCCAUGUGGAGUAUUACUAUGUGAUCAGCAUUAACUCCAGCGGUGAGAAGGAAGAGGGCCUCAAGGAAAUCGAUGUUGGCAGAUGUUUCGGAGUGUGUACUGCAGGAAAUGGCUACUGGAAUUCUCAGAAGGACCAGUGCUUGAUUUGUGAAGACAGCUCAUCAAAUGGUUGUUCCCCUCAGGAAUAUGAAACUCUCGCAUUCAGGAGCUGACAUGGAAAGUUCAUCAAAUCCUGCAAAUGCCAUGGGACAAAAUAA
This is a messenger RNA of Rhincodon typus (whale shark), 1023 nucleotides long. RefSeq names its product pinhead (gene pnhd). NCBI's taxonomy places the organism in Eukaryota, Metazoa, Chordata, Chondrichthyes, Orectolobiformes, Rhincodontidae. The transcript is spliced from 8 exons. The record is from RefSeq and is a predicted model, not a curated record.